AUGGAGGCCGCUCUGUUGAGUGGAUCCAUAAAAGUUAUGCUGCCAAAGCUCUUCUCGCUAGUUGAGAAGAUUUACAAUCGGGACAAGGACAUCAAGAGGGACAUGGAAUCCCUCAAGAAGGAGCUCCCUAUGAUUAUGUCCACCAUUGAUGAGGAAAUCCCGAAGCAGAAGCAGGGUCACUUGGCUGUACUGCGCUUUUGGAUCGACGAUUUGCGCGAACUGUCUCACGGUAUAGAGGACUGCAUCGACAGCCUCCUGUACUACGCGACCCAGAAGCAGCAGGCAUCCUAUCUCCAAAAAAGUUCUCGUUCCCCCAAGGCGCUGAUGACAAAGUUGCAGUUCGGCCAGAAGCUGCGGCUUCUCGAGCAGCUGGCCGAAGAUGCGGAGGGGCAGCGGAAGCAGCUCAAAGUAAUCUCCAUCGUCGGGUGUUGGGGCUUGGGGAAGACUGCUCUUGCGGCGGAUGUGUACAACGCAGAAACCGGGAGUGAGAGAUUUGAGAAGCACGCAUGGGUUUGUGCUGCGCUCAAGCCCCCGGGGGAGGUGCUCCUAGAUUUGUUCCGGAAACUCAAUUCCGAUGCCUACCAGGGAUGUACUAUACUGGAUACCUCCAAUGUUGGUCAGCUUUGCGCAAAUGUCAGGAAACUGUUGGCAAAGAAGAGAUAUUUCAUUGUAAUUGAUGACAUUCAGACACAAGAUAAGUGGAAAACUAUCAAAUCAGCUUUUCCUGAUGAUAAGGACAUUAGCAGCAGAGUAUUGGUGACGACGACUAUCCAGUCAGUUGCCAUAGACUGCUGCUCCGUUAAAGGAAAUGUGCACAGAAUAAGGAGAUUAAAUGAGAAGUGUUCGGAGCAAUUGUUCUCCAAUAAAUCUUGCCCAGAUACACAUAAAAAUUAUCGGCAGCCUGCUGCAGCAACAGCAAUUCUGAAGAAAUGUGACGGCCAGCCACUUGCUCUUGUUACAAUUGGCGAGUUCUUGAAAUCAAAGGGUUGGCCAUAUGAAUCUGUCUGCGAAGAUGUAUGUAAUGACAUACGUUAUCAUCUGCAGAACGGAGAGACCUUCGAAGAUAUGCGGCAGGCACUGAUGCGUAACUACGCCAGUCUAAAAGGCCAUGACCUCAGAGCCUGCUUGCUAUAUUUUGUCAUGUUCCCGAGUGACUAUCCCAUCAAAAAGAAAAUCUUUUUGAGGCGAUGGUCAGCUGAAGGUAUUGUAGAAACCGAAGCUUCAUGUAAUGCCUUGAAACAAGCUGCUAGAAAUUUCGACGAGCUCAUGGACCGGAACCUCAUUGAACCUAUUCAUGUAAGCAGCAAUGAUAACGUGAAGACUUGCCAAACUUAUGGCAUGAUGCGUGAGUUCAUUUUGCAGUUGUCCAUCUCCCAGAACUUUGUGACUUUGUUUAAUGAUGAUAACAAGAAAGAUGGUGAAUACUUCCGCCGGCUUUCUCUCCAUCAUAAUACUGCUGAAGAUGGUGACAGUUUCGGAGAUAUUGAUUUAUCACUUGUCCGGUCUCUGACAAUCUUUGGGAAGGCAUGUGAAACUGUACUUGACUUCAGUAAGUAUAAACUGCUGCGAGUACUGGAUCUUGAAAAUUGUGAUGAUUUGAAGGAUGGUCAUCUUGAAGGCAUAUGCAAUCUGCUGCUGCUGAAAUAUCUGAGCCUUGGGGGAAGUGUUACCAUACUUCCAGCAGAUAUCGCAAAACUGGAACAUUUGGUGGUACUUGAUGUAAGGAAAACAGAGGUACAUAUGCUGCCUGUGGAAGUCUUUUUGUUGCCCUGUUUAAUGCACAUAUUUGGACAGUUUAGGCUUUCAGGUGACUUCUAUACAAAGACUGUUUUCCUCAGAAAGAAGACAGGGACUGAAGUACAGAAGUUUCUCUCAGAAGGAAAAAGUAACAUCGAAACACUAGCAGGAUUUCUCACAGACGGAAGCGAAGGGUUUCUUCAGCUAAUGGGCCAUAUGAAUAAACUGAGAAAGGUGAAAAUUUGGUGUAAGCCAUCUGCAAGUACAACUGAGUGGAAUGAUCUUACAAAUGCCAUUCAACAGUUCAUUCAUACGAAAAAGGAGGAAAAUAAUGAUACUACACGCUCUUUGUCGCUUCGUUUCGAUGAAUGCUCUGAAAAAUUCCUAGAUGCCAUAGGAGGACACUGCUAUCUCAGCUCUCUGAAAUUGCAUGGCAACAUGACCAAGUUGCCUCUGUUUGUUGUUUCAGUUCAGGGUCUCAGGGAGUUAUGCCUUAAGACUAGGACUAAACUUACAACUGGUCUUCUUGAAACCUUGAGUAAUCUGGGAUACCUGCAGUAUUUAACACUUAUUGCUCAUGGCAUUGAGGAGUUCAUCAUUGAAGUUAAGGCACUGCCCAGGCUUGUACGCCUUUGUUUGGAGCUAAAAUGUCCAACAUUCCCCACAAUCAGACAAGGAGCUUUGGCCUACCUCGUCACACUUCAGCUUCUCUGUAAAGAUCUAAAUGACCUUUCUGGCAUCAAUAUCGAGUGUUUUAAACUUCUUGAGGAGGUCACUCUUCAUCCUGGAGUUAGUAAAGAAACCCAAAAAAAAUGGGAAAAGGUCGCUAAGAAGCACCCAAAUGGGCCAAAAGUCAUGUUGCUCCGAUCAGGUGGUACAGCAGAAAGCUCAAAUGAUCAACCGAAUUCUGCUUUCGAUACAAGUCUUUUAGAGGUUUCUCCUGAUUUGCAUGAGUUGUCGAGCGUCAUAUUAGUGCCUUGA
This is a messenger RNA of Lolium rigidum, 2718 nucleotides long. Its product is annotated as disease resistance protein RGA4-like. The transcript is spliced from 3 exons. Gene Ontology annotation, molecular function: ADP binding. The record is from RefSeq and is a predicted model, not a curated record. Gene Ontology annotation, biological process: defense response to other organism. The coding region runs from base 1 to 2718 and encodes 905 amino acids. Lineage: Eukaryota; Viridiplantae; Streptophyta; Magnoliopsida; Poales; Poaceae.